GUUGCCAACAGCAAAGCGCUCGCCUUAGUUCAUCAAGACAAAGAGCGAGAAGCCACAGACGGUCAUGAUGGAACAUGGGUCGCCCACCCAGGACUGGUACCGAUCGCCAAAAAGGUCUUCGACGAGUUGAUGCCCACUGCGAAUCAGAUUGAGAAACAGCUUCAAAGCUUCUCUGUCACGAACCAGGACAUGACAGCUAUUCCCGAAGGAACUCGUACCGACCAGGGCUUCCGACACAAUAUUAGCGUUACCCUUGGAUACCUUGACUCAUGGCUACGUGGUGUUGGCUGUGUACCGCUCUACAACCUAAUGGAGGAUGCUGCUACAGCAGAAAUCAGUCGCUCACAGCUCUGGCAAUGGCUGAGACAUGAUGCCCGACUAGAGGAUGGCCGAACCAUCGAUGCUCAAUUGGUCAAGCAGACAAUCGCUGCGGAAACCGAGAGGCGACUCAUCCGAGCAGGAUCAGUUGUCAGCAGGCUUCCUGAAGCAGCUGAACUCUUGGAGAAAUUCGCCCUUGAGGAGCACAUGAGCGAUUUCCUCACACUGGACGCCUAUGACAAGCUUGUUUCCGAAGGACAUUAG
Messenger RNA from Cooperia oncophora, 582 nucleotides. The record is from the annotation of a GenBank genome assembly. NCBI's taxonomy places the organism in Eukaryota, Metazoa, Nematoda, Chromadorea, Rhabditida, Trichostrongylidae.